AAUAUCCACAACAGAAAAUUCGGCGUGUAAACAAGUGAACUUAUUCAUAGGUCAGAAGUGUACUGUAGUUAUUGUGUAUGCUGAUGUGUGUGAUCACCAUGUAGUGAGAGAUUCAGAGCGAUUUACAGACCUGAGGCGGUACCGCAUACCUCAAAAUGUUCUACAUAAUUAAUGUGGAGAUCAUGACAGUUUGGUGUAUAUUGUGUUCAUAAUGGUACAAGCUUGUACUACUGAAGUGGGGUCGUGGGAUGAAUGUUUUCCACUUCAUAUUUUAGUUGCUGUGUAUUCGUGGCACGUAUAGGACAUAUAUUACAACGGAUGUUAUUAUCGUAACAGUUUUACAAUAACUUCCAAUGGAAUCGGGAGAUAACAGUUGCCCAUCUCAUGUCAAGAAAGUGGCACUUAUUACCGGCAUCACGGGACAGGAUGGGUCUUAUCUGGCAGAAUUUCUCCUAAGUAAAGGCUAUGAAGUCCAUGGCAUUAUACGACGUGCAAGUACAUUCAAUACUGCUCGUAUUCAGCACCUUUAUGCCGAUCCUAUGUCUCAUCGGGGGGGAAAAAUGCAAUUGCAUUAUGGGGAUAUGACAGAUAGUAGUUGCCUCGUUAAGAUUAUCAGUGCAGUGCGACCCACAGAAAUAUAUAAUCUGGCAGCACAAAGUCAUGUGAAAGUAUCAUUCGAACUUAGUGAAUAUACAGCAGAAGUGGAUGCUCUAGGAACACUGAGACUGCUGGACGCUAUCAGAACAUGUGGCUUAGAGAAAUCCGUCAAGUUUUAUCAAGCGUCUACUUCAGAACUGUAUGGAAAAGUACAUGAAAUUCCCCAGACAGAAACUACUCCAUUUUAUCCUAGAUCUCCAUAUGCUUGUGCCAAAUUGUAUGGAUACUGGAUUGUCGUGAAUUAUCGGGAAGCAUACAAAAUGUUUGCCUGUAAUGGAAUACUUUUUAACCAUGAGAGUCCACGAAGAGGUGAAAAUUUUGUAACAAGAAAAAUUACAAGAUCUGUAGCAAAGAUUAAAUUAGGACAGUUGGAAUAUGUUGAGCUUGGCAACCUGGAUUCCAGGAGGGACUGGGGCCAUGCAAAAGAUUUUGUAGAGGCAAUGUGGCUUAUACUUCAGCAGGAUUCGCCAGACGAUUUUGUGAUCGCAACCGGUGAGACACACAGUGUGCGAGAAUUUGUUGAAGCUGCAUUUAGUUACAUAGGAAAAGAAAUUGUAUGGAAAGGGAAAGGUGAAACUGAAGUUGGUCAAGAAAAGGACACAGGCAUUGUUAGAGUGAAAGUGAAUCCUAGAUACUUCCGUCCAACUGAAGUGGAUCUGCUUCUAGGAGAUGCCACUAAAGCUCGUGAAAAAUUUGGAUGGAAACCAAAGGUAACAUUUAAGGAGUUGGUGAAAGAUAUGAUGGAAUCAGAUUUGGAAUUAAUGAAGAGGAAUCCAGUUGCAUAACAGCUCUUAAAAUUGCAUUUUCACUAAACGUGAUGUGUCUUGGGUGAAUGAAUGCAUACAUAUACAUGCAAAACUUUUACCAGAUGCCUGCUAUGGUAGGAAGAGAGUUUUCAGUUUCAGAAGUGCAGUAAAUGCAAAUAAAUCGUUGUUGAACACAGUGGACACAAAGUUACUUCUUAGAAGUGGUUGAAAGUAUAAGCACAAAAGACACUGAUUUCUUUAUAUGGUGUUGGUAGAUAAGAACUGAUAUAUAUUCUGCAUGAGCUUGCCAUGUUUUGCAUAAAACAUUUUAGUGAUAAAGUAGACAUGAUUCUGAAUUCAUUUGUUAACAUUUUGACUCCUAGCGGCACUUCUCUGCCUACCCAGCGAUUUUUUGCUGUACGGUAGCUUUCUAUGGUAUUUCAUGACAAAGAUGCAAGUAGAAAGUGCUCUACAUGCAUCUGUGGAUUCACAAAAGGUGCACAGUUUUCCAAGAGAGGAUAAAGCUACUUGCUCCAAGUGCGUUCUGAGGGGGACUAUUUUUCAGGUUUAUUAUGGUAUCCUGGAUAAAAUCCUGGGAAAUGACACCAACCUUUGAUAGGAAGCGAAAUUGUGAAGUCGACUCCUAUUAAUACUGUAACGUGUUGCGUUACUGAAGACGCCGUAGAGAUGGUUAAUUGGUUUAUUCAACAAUCUACAA
Messenger RNA from Cryptotermes secundus, 2121 nucleotides. RefSeq names its product GDP-mannose 4,6 dehydratase (gene Gmd). The record is from RefSeq and is a predicted model, not a curated record. Gene Ontology annotation, molecular function: GDP-mannose 4,6-dehydratase activity. The transcript is spliced from 7 exons. Bases 354 to 1442 code for a protein of 362 amino acids. Gene Ontology annotation, biological process: GDP-mannose metabolic process. Lineage: Eukaryota; Metazoa; Arthropoda; Insecta; Blattodea; Kalotermitidae.